CUGCAUGACACUUCUGUCCAACGUGUAGUUUCGUCAGAGUUAUAGUUAAAGUUUUAUAACGCAGAAGUGACAAUUAUACUAUGGGAAAACACAGGCAGUACUAGCGUUAAUACGUCGACAGUUGCUGGACGCCAGUUCGCUAGCUGGAUAACUUGACCAGUGCUUAGUUGGGUACAUGCUUAUUUAAGUAACGUUAAGUUUUUAAUAGUUAACUGUGUUGGUGAAUUAGUAUUCUGUUCAUAUGUCUUUAUUAUUGCGUAGUGUUAGUGUAAAAACAUUAGUGUUAUAUCUACCUCUUGUUGAUGGGUCAUGUAGGGUUAAUUAUAAAUUCAUUUGGGGUGGCAGUGAUAUCCGUCGGGCUCGUGAACCUGUCAAGAAAACGAAUAUGACCAAGUUAUCCAUCUCAGAGCCUCGAGUCUACGGCUAUGUGAGAGUCACAUGUGGUAUAUUGACUCAUCUGGCAUGUGUUGCCUUCACGGCGUUAACUGCUGUAGUUUCACGACCAGGAAGUAGUUUGUUCUCUUGGCAUCCCUUCUUCAUGACACUAGCUUUCUCACUGCUCAUGACAGAGGCCAUCCUCGUGUUCUCUCCCUCCACCUCUCCGAUCUGGAAGCUUCCACACAAAACCAAGGGCCGCUUCCACUGGCUCCUGCAGGGGCUCUGUGCCACCUGUGCCACCCUGGGCGUGGCUGCCAUCUGCUACAACAAGCACCUGAACGGCAAACCCCACUUCCGCUCCUGGCACGGUCUGCUGGGUGUGGUGACGGUGUGCGGUGUGGUGCUGCAGUCCCUGGCUGCCCUGCCCCUCAUCUACACCUCUCUGGCCAAGGGCUGGUCCCUCGCCAGACUCAAGAGGUACCAUGCCACCUGUGGCCUGGUGGUUUACCUGUUGGGCAGUGCCAGCUUGUUCCUGGGCACCUGUUCAGCGUGGUUCACAGGCUCCGUGGUGGGGCACACCUGGUACCUGGCCGCCCUGUGCCCCGCCCUCUGCGCCCUGGCCGUCAUGAGCCAGGUGACCGAUGCUUACAUGGCCAAGAAACGCUUCCAGUCCUGAUCAAGGCUCCGGUCAGCUUCACUGAACAUGACCAUAAUCAGUUGGGUUACAACGGAUUUACUUUACUGUAAAAGCGCCUAAAAUGAUUAACCUUUUAUGCAUUAGCAACCAGCAAACUUGCUGUGUAUGUCUCAGUUUGUUUGUAGAAAUUAUUCUGCUCAUUUAAAUGAUUACUUGAAUAUUAUAAAAUGUCUUGUUUUGAACAUUAUGCUGUUGAGUGUCCAUGUAAAUAGAUUAUGGAAGACUAAAAGUAAUUCAGUUAACUGUGGCAGCAAUUGUUCCCAAA
Hypomesus transpacificus is the source of this 1340-nucleotide messenger RNA. RefSeq names its product transmembrane reductase CYB561D2 (gene cyb561d2). Gene Ontology annotation, cellular component: endoplasmic reticulum. The transcript has 3 exons. The coding region runs from base 242 to 1054 and encodes 270 amino acids. Lineage: Eukaryota; Metazoa; Chordata; Actinopteri; Osmeriformes; Osmeridae. The record is from RefSeq and is a predicted model, not a curated record. Gene Ontology annotation, molecular function: transmembrane monodehydroascorbate reductase activity.